This is a messenger RNA of Puma concolor (puma), 1134 nucleotides long. RefSeq names its product actin related protein T2 (gene ACTRT2). The record is from RefSeq and is a predicted model, not a curated record. NCBI's taxonomy places the organism in Eukaryota, Metazoa, Chordata, Mammalia, Carnivora, Felidae.
AUGUUUAAUCCACACGUGUUAGAUUCUCCGGCCGUGAUUUUCGACAAUGGCUCCGGCCUCUGCAAGGCAGGCCUGUCUGGGGAGAUUGGCCCCCGCCACGUCAUCAGCUCCGUCGUGGGGCACCCCAAGUUCAAGACCCCUUCGGCAGGACCCAACCAGAAGAAGGACUUUGUGGGGGAAGAGGCUUUGCACAAGCGUGAGGUCCUGCACCUGUGUCACCCCAUCGAGCGGGGCCUGGUCACCAGCUGGGAGGACGUGGAGACCCUCUGCAGGCAUCUGUUUGAGUGGGAGCUGGGGGUGAAGGCCAGCGACCGGCCCGUGCUCAUGACCGAGCCCUCGCUGAACCCCAGGGAGGCCCGGGAGAAGAUGGCCGAGCUGAUGUUCGAGAAGUUCAACGUGCCCGCCUUCUACCUGUCGGACCAGGCGGUGCUGGCCCUCUACGCCUCAGCCUGCAUCACGGGCCUGGUGGUGGACAGCGGGGACGGGGUCACGUGCACCGUCCCCAUCUUCGAGGGGUACUCCUUGCCCCACGCGGUCACCAAGCUCUACGUGGCGGGCAGGGACAUCACAGAGCACCUCACCCGGCUGCUGCUGGCUGGCGGGCGGACCUUCCCGUGCGCGCUGGACAAAGUCCUCGUGGACGACAUCAAGGAGAAGCUGUGUUAUGUGGCUCCGGAGCCAGAGAAGGAGCUCUCCCGGAGGCCGGAGGAGAUCCUGAGGGAGUACAAGUUGCCGGACGGGAACAUCAUGCAAAUCGGGGACCAGCUGUACCAGGCGCCCGAGGCCCUGUUCGCACCCGACCAGCUGGGCAUCCAAAACCCGGGCCUCUCGAAAAUGGUCUCCUGCAGCAUCACCAAGUGUGACGCCGACAUCCAGAAGAGCCUCUUUGGGGAGAUCGUUCUGUCGGGGGGCACCACCCUGUUCCAGGGCCUCGACGACCGUCUCCUCAAGGAGCUAGAGCAGCUGGCUUCCAAAGGGACCCCCAUCAAGAUCACGGCCCCCCCCGACAGGUGGUUCUCCACGUGGAUUGGGGCCUCCAUCGUCACCUCCCUGAGCAGCUUCAAGCAGAUGUGGGUCACCUCCGCGGAUUUCAAGGAGUUUGGGACAUCCGUGGUCCAAAGAAGGUGCUUCUGA